CUCGGAGGAAGACGCCUGCCUGCCUGCCUGGAUUGCUCAAGGAUCGCCCCCGAGGAUGAAGGCCACCUUUGCAGCCUUGCUGGCCGUCCUCCUGUGUGUGGAGAGAGCGUCAUCACUCACGUGCUUCCAUUGCGACAGUAAGGAGUCCAACUGGAAUUGCCUAAACAUGAAGACGUGUAGUGAAACAGACAAUUACUGCAUCACAAAAUACAUAGGGGGAGGUGUCGGUGAGAACCAUAAACAGUCCAUCAGCAAGGGCUGCUCUCCCAACUGUCCCCAAGCAGGUGUGGAUCUCGGCAUCAUGGCUUUCUCCGUGAAAUGCUGCAACACCCACUUGUGCAACGUGAGCGGGGCCAUGGGUGUGAAGAGCAGCUUCACCGUGCUGGCUGUGGGCACCCUAGCCAGCCUCUUAUAUAUCUUUGGCGCCAAACUGUGAGGAGGACUUGAGGCGCUGACGCAGGCUCCUCCUGUAGAGAGAAGCCCAACAUCUUUCCUGUGCAAAGCUGCAUGUUCAGGCAGUUGAGAGCCUGCUUCCAAUCACAUCUCUGGGCCUUUGUACCUCUCAGGACUCUGAAGCGAUGUUUGCAACCAGUACGCAGCCCGGCUGGGAAAGCCUCCCCCACCCCACCCUGUAAAUUCACCUGCAUGUAGGCUGCGUUCAGCCUCUUGCCAGAAAUUGCAUGCUGUGGUGCUUGCUUUUAAGUAAAACUACUUGUUGGUAAGCACUUAAGCUUGCUUAUUUCCUAAGGAGGCACUCCCACCCUGUGUUCCAUUCAAAACCGAUCCUGGUCUUCAUAUCAGUCUCAGUGGGUGGAAUGUUGCAAUGAAAUAAAUUCCUCUUUAAGGAGGUACCGGCUCACCUGCCACAAAAGCCACAACUGGGUCCCAAACCAGAGUCAUCACUGGGGACAAGGUACAAACCGCACCAGAAAACCCCUGGGAAACCAUCUAGAGAGAAGGGUAAGCAUUUUUGUGGUGCAAUGCUGCCCUCUUGAGGCAGUGUUCAUAUACGCAACCCUUCCUUUUUUUGCUAGUCUAAAGUAUUCCUAAUCCCUCUUUUGAACAAUUCCAGAACUGUUUUUCAAAAGGCCAAGUGUAGGAACUCAGCACAAGGAAUAAGGCUGCGAUCCUAUGCAUCCUUCCUGGGAGAAAGCACCUUUGAACAUAAUGGGACUUCUGAUUAGGGAAGCACAGGAAAGCCCUAUAAAUGACCCCAAUUAUUCAAACAAUUGUUUGGAACCUGUUAUUUACCUUCCUCCCUUUCAGUAAAGUGUACAUUUUUUUCACUGAAUUAUUUCUGACCUUUAAUAAAACCCCAGUCCUAAUAA
Molecule: messenger RNA, 1328 nt
Organism: Eublepharis macularius
Lineage: Eukaryota; Metazoa; Chordata; Lepidosauria; Squamata; Eublepharidae
Product: lymphocyte antigen 6E-like
Exons: 3
Coding region: 56-436 (126 amino acids)
Molecular function (GO): acetylcholine receptor inhibitor activity
Source: RefSeq, a predicted model, not a curated record